AUGUCUUGGCUCAGCGCACUGACCGGGAUGCAACCGCGCCGCGUGAGUGACCGCUACGCGAUGCCCAAGCCCACAUGGCAACAAAAGGUGCAGCACUACGCUCCGAUCUUCCGUUGGCUGCCCAACUACAGCAUCCAACGCGACCUCAAGUUCGAUAUCGUGGCCGGUAUCACUGUGGCCAUGAUGCUCAUUCCGCAAGAAGUGUCGCUCUCCACCAUCAUGCACGUGCCGGCGCACCACGGUCUGUACACAGCCGCCACAGCUCCAUUGGUCUACGCCAUCUUCGGUUCCAGUACGGUAUUAUCCGUGGCCAGUGGCUCCGAGGUGUCUCUACUCGUAGGCUCGACCCUCGAGGACAUUGAAGACGAUGACGAACGUGUGGCCACGGGCAUCUUCAUGGCCUUUGUCAGUGGCUGUGUUCUGCUUCUGGUCCGUAUACUGAAUCUCAGUCAAAUCGCCGACUUCUUCUCUCGUCCAGUCAUGGGCGGCUUCAUCUCGGCCGGUGGGCUGCUCAUUAUGCUGUCACAAGUGCCCAAUGCGUUGGGUCUCAAGCUGAAAUCUCAGGAAUAUCCACCUGCAAAAGUGGUGCAAAUCUUGGAACACAUUGGAGAUACCAACCUGAACGCCUUCGCAGUGGCCGCAGUGUCCUGUGCCUAUCUUAUCGCCGUCAAGAUGAUCAAAAGACGCUUCUUCCCAUCUCCCGUCCUUAUGCAACUAUUCGAGAGUGACACGCCACAGGUCAAAGAGAAAGGGAAACCAGACGAAGAGGAAAAAUUUAUCCAACAGCAACCGGCCAAUUCCGGCCACGGAUUUUCCCUUACAGACCAGCAAUUCAAUGCCUACCACACUCAGCACACGCCCCAGGAGGAACGUGAGUCGUUGGCGGAUGCUGGUAAAGUAGAGCAGCCUCCCAGGUCCAAGGGAGUUCUCCUCGCAAUCUUCCUCAUGCGUACACUCUGUGACUUGGGUCCUCUCGUCGUCUGCAUCUUUGGCGGCAUUGUUGGCUACAUUCUUGGACCUUCGCACCUGAAACUCACAGGUGAGAUCCCUGGAGGCUUCCCGGAGCCAAAAGUGCCAUGGUACGGCUUCACGUCACACCUUAUUGACGGUGACCGCUUCGGUACUAUCAUGUACCAUGCGUUGACGGUAUCCGUAGUGGUAUUUCUAUCCAGUAUUGCCAUGUCCAAGCGUCUUGCUAUCCAACGUGGCGAGGAUAUUAACACAGAGCAAGAAUUAACCGGUAUUGGCGCUGCUAGUGUCGUAUGCGGAUUCUUCCAAGCCAUGCCCCCCACGGGCGGUAUGUCUCGGACGGCCGUGAACUUGCAGAACGCACACACGCAACUAGCCUCGAUCUUCACGUGUCUCAUCGUGGUGCUUGCUCUGUACACACUUACGAGCACACUGUACUACUUGCCAAGUGCCACACUAGCCUCAAUUAUCAUUGUGGCAGGUUGGACUCUGGUCGAGUUCCGUGAGGCCAAAUGGCUCUACCGUGUCAAAUGUGAUGAGUUUUUCGUAUGGGCAGCCUCGUUCGCAUUGACUUUGGGUCUAGGUGUGCUCAACGGUCUCAUCGCGUCGAUUGUCUGUUGCGUCUUGGCACUUAUGUGGAAGUCCAAGGUGCAACCUGUUGCCAUUCUGGGGGAGCUGGAUAAUGGCAGCUUUGUCGACCGUGAAAAUUUCCCCGAAGCGAACAAUUUGGGUGACGUAAUUGCCGUUCGUGUGGAAAGUUCGCUCUAUUUUGCCAAUUGCGAACGUGUGGCUCAUUUCAUUGAGCGAGAGAUGGUGCGUCUGUCGACGCUGGGUAUCACCACACGCGGAGUAGUGCUGGACACGUUCCACAUGAACGACAUGGACGCCACGACGAUCCAGGUGUUGUCGGACACGCAGGAGAAGCUGGCGGUACGCGGAGUGCGUUUUGCCAUUGCCAACGCCAAGAGCCGUUUGUAUGAUCUUUUGGCUGCCACGAACCUACUGAAGCGCAUUCUGGCAAAUGAUCCGACCAUUUCGGCCGAAGAUGCCGUGAGUAUGAUGCGUGAGCUCCCACCUCCAGCUGACAAGUCGAACGCUGCAACGUCGACGGCUAGCAACCCCGUGUAA
This is a messenger RNA of Phytophthora infestans T30-4, 2097 nucleotides long. RefSeq names its product Sulfate Permease (SulP) Family. The transcript has a single exon. The coding region runs from base 1 to 2097 and encodes 698 amino acids. Gene Ontology annotation, cellular component: membrane. NCBI's taxonomy places the organism in Eukaryota, Oomycota, Peronosporomycetes, Peronosporales, Peronosporaceae. The record is from RefSeq and is a predicted model, not a curated record. Gene Ontology annotation, biological process: transmembrane transport.